This is a messenger RNA of Trypanosoma rangeli, 642 nucleotides long. RefSeq lists its product as uncharacterized. The record is from RefSeq and is a predicted model, not a curated record. The transcript has a single exon. Lineage: Eukaryota; Euglenozoa; Kinetoplastea; Trypanosomatida; Trypanosomatidae. The coding region runs from base 1 to 642 and encodes 213 amino acids.
AUGGAAGCAGCAGCAGCAGCGGCGGCGGGGGCGAUGCUUGCCACCGGAAAGAUUCGUUUCUCUGCCAUUGUUGCCUUCUCGCUGCUGCGGGCGGCGUCUUCGUCACGGCCGCAUUCGGCCGUCUUUGCAGCCAUGAGAGAGACCCAGGACAAAACGUUGGGGGUGACUGCGGCGUGUGGGGCCGUGGUGCCGGAAACAGAGCGUGGGGCACGUGGCGAGGCGGUGGUGGCUUUUGCGCCACAAGCUGAGACGCCCCCGAAGGAGGCGGCGUCCACCGCAGCGGCAGACGGUGCUGCGAGGGGUGAGGUGGCUCCCUUCUACAAACCGGUGAAUCUUCGCGGGACGCUGUACGAGGGGGAGGUGGCGCAGCGGCUGUGCGACGUGGCCGCGGCACGACAGUUUUGGUCUUCUGUGUGGGCAACGGGGGCGGCUCUGGCGCGCUGCGGCCGCACCGUGAAGGAGGGUGAGGCGGGGGUGGAGGUCCCUACGAUGGUGCAACCCGUCACACGGUACAACCUCGAGCAGACCGGCACCCCGGAUGGGGCAUUCCCGUCUUUGCUGAAGGGUGGAGAGGAAAGGUGGCCGGAGUGGCGUGACGUGCCGCUCAGCGCUGCAGGACGGCCGCACUCACGGCACAUUUAG